This is a messenger RNA of Suillus clintonianus, 2292 nucleotides long. RefSeq lists its product as uncharacterized. Bases 1 to 2292 code for a protein of 763 amino acids. The record is from RefSeq and is a predicted model, not a curated record. NCBI's taxonomy places the organism in Eukaryota, Fungi, Basidiomycota, Agaricomycetes, Boletales, Suillaceae. The transcript is spliced from 4 exons.
AUGGCAGCGCCAGCGGCAUCAGCAUCCUCUGUGUCAAGCUAUCUCCUUGCAACAGUUACUGCCUCCAUCCCUGCCAGUGGCGACUUUGAACACCAGAAGCAGGAUUACAUGGACAAUUUGAUGAAGCACGAACUGCUAUUGGGCCCCAAUGACAAUUUAAUGGGUGGUAGACGAGUUCUGUGGGAGGAGGGCAUACAAGGCCGCGCAUCGUCCAUCCUCGACAUCCUUAUUCCGCAGUCUAAACUAAAAAUUCAAGAUAUUCAUAACAUCAAGUAUGUCAAGAAGAAGUACAAUUGCAUCAUACACAGUUUAUCUGUAUUUCAAAAUCCACGGAGUAUCAAUGCGCAAUGGAGGCUCACCCAUGUCUUUAAUGGUCCACUGAAGAAGACGAAACGGAACCAGCAGGAAUCACAGAAUGAUACAGAGGAGGAGGGGGAGGGGGAGGGGGAUGCAGAGGGAGAUUUCAGUGUAGGCGAAGACAUGAUGGAGACCGAUGGCAGCUGGUUGCAAAAAUCAUAUCAGACUGGAGAAAAAUGUCCAAUCCUGGCUGUAAAGGUGUCGGAAGAGAAGAAUUGGGAGCGCCUCUUCAGAAGCAUCUACUAUGACAUGUGUAUCAAGGUCAAGUCUAAGACGGGCUUGCUGCCCUUCCAAGUUUUACCAGAACCGCGAUACUGGUCUUCAGAGUUUGCUAACAAUCCUGUACCAGACGCCAAUGAUUCCAGGAAACCUGAUCUAGUCCUUAUGGACUAUAGAUGGAGGAAGUACAGUAGGAAGGAGAAGUGUUGGGCGGAUGUUCUGACAGGAGUAGAGAUCACCAUCUCAGAACUGGCGGAGGGAAAGGGCAUACCAAUAUUCUUGGGGGUUGCAACCAAAGGCUACCCUAUGAUGCACGAACAGCUGUGGCGUCGGUUUGUUCUUCUUUUCAGUAUCGCGAACUUCAAGCUUUGUGCACAUUACUUGGACCGUUCUGGAAUGAUCAUCUCAGCACCCAUGCCAACUGGCCGAGAUGCUGUACGUUUCGCCAAUGUCUUAAACACAAUGACACUAGGAAGCCACUCUGCUCUUGGUCUCGAUCCCACCAUUCACACUUGCAGCACCAUUUGCUCCGAGUCCAUCACUCAUGCUAAUUUACCGGAGGGGGUUGAUUCCAUGCCAACUGGAGCGGUGGGUUGGGUUAUAGGUGAUGAAGGCGAGGUGUAUUGGAUUAUGGCGAUUCUGUGGAAAAGUUGUGGUCUUUUUUCACGCAGAACCGUUUGUUAUCGCGUCCAGGACAAGGAUGGACAGGAGUACACAUUGAAAGACUGUUGGGUAGACGCGGACAAACUCGAUCAAGAGUAUGGUAGAAAUGUCAACAGCACGUCAUACAUUUGUGAGCAUGUCAGCGAUUACCUCCCACCUCCACCAAUCUAUGUUGACAAGAUUCACCGUCGCAUGCUUUUGACUCCCUGCGGACUCCCGCUAACCAACUUCAAGUCUAUACCAGAGCUGAUCAAUGUUUUUCUUAACCUUGUUGUUGCCCACAAAACAAUGACGACACAGUGGAAGGUUCUUCAUGGCAAUCUCAGUCCCAACAACCUCAUCAUAUACGAGGGAAAAGGCUACUUUAUCGACUUCGACCACACCAAAUUCAUCCAAGUUGACAAUCAAGCAAACAAUUCGCGUGGAACAGGAACUAUACCAUACAUAUCCUACCACCUUCUCAAGCUCAUGGGAAAAUCUCCAAUGCCUGUCUCAAUCGAACACAAGGCCUCCGAUGACCUCAAGUCGCUCUUCUAUAUUCUCCUUGAAUUUAUGACUAUAUACGAUGGGCCUGGCGGCCAAAUCACAAAUGAUGGGGUGCCCCCCGAGAACUCCCGUAGAUGGCAUAAAGCCUACGUUAAGAUGGACAAAGAUGGUCUCAGGACUAGUGGAUCCCUCAAGAGAGAAUUUCUUAUGGACAUGGCUCUGCAUUACGAGCUUGCACCAUAUUUCCAAGCUUGCCGUCCCAUCCUCGAAGACUGGCGCUCAGCAAUUGGUCAUGCGAUAUAUUUUGAUAUGGACGUCUCUCACAACACAAUUAGCAAGAUCAUACAACGGGGGCUGGAUAACAUCAGCAACUUUCCGAGUCCUCAGAUUGAACCAUCGAUGCCAUCUACCAGUCUACCAGGUUCCUCAGCUUCUUCUUCAGCCGUGGUCCUGGAUCUGCAGCCUUGUCGUUCCAUCCGGAUAAAACACUCUGCACAUUCAUUGGUGCCAUCAGUUUCUUCGACAUUGUUCACACCUCCCCCCCCCCCCCCCACGCUCUCCGCCUGA